AGGAAAUCAAUCACAAAGCAUAAUCAGCACUAACAGAGGAAAACUGCUUCUGCUCAAGAAAUAUCACAAAAGUGGAACUAUAAAUGAAUACUGUAAUUCUGUAAUUUUAAAACAGGGAUAUCUCAGGAAUAUUACUGGUGGAUUCUCUUUGUGAAAUCCCUGCCAAGUCUGGUUCACCUGGACAACUGUUAAAAUACAUUUUCCAUUGUAGCAGUUUCAGAAUGUUAUACCAUGAAGAUAUAUGAUGACAACAUCUGACACUGCAAAGCAAAAAAACAGAAGAAUAUCAAGCUUCUACGUUUUAACAUUGCAUCCUCAGCUAGAUGACAUGACUAAGUCCAUAUACAUUGCUCUUGUUUUUUCAGGGCUUUUAUUUCAGCUCGUACUGCUUGCAGCUGGAUACAGCUUCCAAAACUGUAUAGAAAACCCAUCACAAAAUAAUUCAUUCAACUGCAUUCACCGUAGGCAAAGGAACAUAUCUGCACUGGUUGGAGAUCUACCUUCCUGGGCUACAGUUCUCAACGUCUCCCAUAAUUAUCUGCAAGACAUUCCAGAAAGUUCAUUUUCCCAGCUCCGCCAGCUGAAAACCCUUAGAAUGGAUUCUAAUAACUUACAAAAUAUAAGUGACAAUGCCUUUUCUGGUUUGGGACACUUGGAAACCUUGAAUCUGUCUUCCAAUAACAUUGCCCAUCUCAGUUCUGCAGCAUUUGCUGACCUUGUUAACCUAACUUGGCUUAUCCUGAGCAACAAUGUUUUGCAAAAUUUGUCAACCCAAAUUUUUUCAGGACUUUCAAAUUUAGAAAUUUUAAGUUUGCGCGCAAACAGUUUGAUUAAUUUCUCAGAGAUAACUGAAUCGGUAACACAUCUGUCACAGCUUAGGGAAUUAGACCUUUGUGGUAAUAGUUUGUCAUCUCUUCAGCAUUUCUCUGGCUUUCCUCGGUCCCUUGCCAUCCUCUACUUGUGUAAAAACCAUCUUGCCACGUUAUCAUGUGAGUAUAGCUUUCUUAGCAAUAUCCACUUAUUGGACCUGUCAUACAACAUGCAACUCCAAUCAAGUGCCUUACAGAAUCUAAAUCUGAAGAAUAUUAAUUCACUACAUUUGGGUUUCACCCAAGUCUCACCCUAUCAGCUUUUGAAUGACAGCAGUGUGAACCCAGGUCAUGUGGAUUUCUCAGGUAUGAAUUUAUCAACUAAAAAUCUUCUGGAAAACCUGUGCAGUCUUUUGAAAAACAGAAAUGCCAGUUUGCAUAUGCUAAAUCUUCAGAACAAUGGGAUUCGAAACCUGGAGAGAGCAAUAUUCUCUACCUGCCCCUUGUUUAAAACAAUCAAUCUGUCUCACAACAAGUUAAAAAAAACAAAUUGUCUAAGUUUUCUCGAAGAUCAGAAAUCAUUGGUAGAAGUCAUUUUGGAGCACAACCGUCUCAAUGGCCUUGAAAAUUGCUCAAGGAGCUUGCGUUUUCAUAAUGUGACUCAAUUAAGUUACCGCUACAACCGAAUCCUCAGUGUGAAAUCCCAUGCAUUUACCCCAACUCCUAGACUACAGGUCCUCAAACUGAACAUAAAUAACAUUGCAUAUAUGGUAAAGAGAGCAUUCAAAGGAUUAAAAGACUUAAUCACACUCCGUCUUGACAAUAAUCUUCUGACGGACCUCUAUGAGGAAAGUUUUGUGGGCUUGGACAGAUUGCAGAUCCUUAACCUUCGUAACAAUCGCAUUGCAGUCAUUUUCAAUAAGACAUUCCACACCCUUAAUCAGCUGAAUAUUCUAGAUCUAGGUGGAAAUAAGAUUUCGCAUCUUCAACCUGAAGCAUUUGUGGGCCUUAAAAACCUCAAAAACCUGUACUUGGACCGAAACUAUCUGAAAGAAAUUUACAGAGAGCAGUUUGAGCAUGUACAAGUUACACUGCAAGUCCUGGACCUUCAAAGGAACUUGAUCCACUUCAUGUCCAUCCAUACAAGCUCUCCAUUUGUGAAACUAUCUAAGCUGCAAGACUUAAAAUUGGAUGGACAGCAGCCAUUUGGGAUUACCUUGUUGCCUCAUGGAUUUUUCCAAGGUCUCAAAUCUCUUAAAUCCCUCUAUCUCACAAAUAAUAAGAUCUAUACUUUCCAAACUGAUACAUUUGAUGACUUAAUCAGCCUGGAAUUCCUAUCUUUGGACAACUGCUGUAGGGGAGUUGCACCACUACGGCCAGGAAUUUUCAAAAACCUUCGCAAUCUUAAGAGACUCUCUGCAGAGAACAUAGGCACAGAAACACUUUCAGCAAAAGUUUUUGGUAACCUUACCAAGCUGCAUAUCUUGCAGCUGACCCAUAACAACAUAAAGUCUGUGGAUUCUGCUCUCUUAAACCAGCUUCCCAAUCUACGCUACCUUGACCUUCGUCUCUGUCCCUUAAGUUGUACAUGCAUUAACAGCUGGUUACAGAACUGGACUAAGAAUAACAACAAAGUUCAGCUUGUCUACUUAUAUAAUCUAACCUGCCCAGACCUUUCACAGUCUAAUUUCUACAGCUUUGACCUCAAAGUAUGUUACCAGGACUUUGGUGUUUAUCUUUUUGCCACCACCAGCGCCUUGCUUUUUUUGAUGACUGUUUUUCCAUUGCUCUAUGUUAAGCUCUACUGGCACUUAAAAUACACUUAUUAUGCGUUUUCAUCCUGGUUUGGUGAGUAUUGGCGUCGACUUCAAGAUAAUGAAGAGCAAUGGAAAUAUGAUGCAUUCAUCUCCUAUAACUCUGCAGAUGAGAAAUGGGUGCUAAAUGAGUUGCUGCCAAAUUUAGAAGGGAGGGAGUCUUCAUACCGGCUCUGCCUGCAUCACAGAGACUUUGAAGUAGGACGAAAUAUUGUGGAUAAUAUUGUGUCAGCAAUAUAUGCCAGCCGUAAGACACUUUGUGUCGUGAGCCAACACUACCUCAGCAGUGAAUGGUGUUCUCUGGAGAUUCAGCUAGCCAGUUACCGCCUUUUCCAUGAAUAUCGAGAUGUGUUGAUACUGGUCUUCCUUGAGCCAAUAUCAGAGAGGCAAUUGUCUGUCUAUCACCGCAUGAGGAAAGUCAUGCUCAGGAAGACUUACUUGCAAUGGCCAAGCCCUGACUGCUCAGACCCUGUUCAAGCACAGGAACUCUUCUGGAGUCAGCUUAGGAGAGCACUGAGGAGUAGCAGCAUUAAUCAACAUGGUGAGAAAGUGCAAGAAGUAAGGGAAGAGCACUGUCCUAUUAAUGAAGUGACUGAUGAUGAAAUCAGUUAUUUAAUGCCCUGAUUGUAAAUGCUCAUCACCUUUUGUAACACCUGCAGUUAUCAAUCCUGGAAGUGAAUCUUAAUCUUCUAACUAGAUUCAGCAUUGAUAUCUUUUCAUAAUAAGAAAUUAUAGGCAGAAACUAAGCUUUGCUAUAUUUAUCUUCAUAUGUAUUUUUUAACAACAAGAUGGAAAUGUGGUCAGCAUAACAGCCUUAUACCUGUGAGCUCGAUUCCUGUCCCAAGCUGUCUGUGGGGAGUAUGCAUAUUCUCCCUGUGUUAGCUGAAGGUUCCUUUCAGUACUGCCAAAGUCCAGAAGCAUGUGGUUGGUUAAACUGGUAUGUGAGUGUGUGCUCUGGAAUGGUUUGGCAUCCCGUCCUGAGUUUUCCCAUGUGCUGUGCUUCCUGGGAUUGGCACCAGGCUUGCCCUAACUCUGCAUGUAGUUUUUUGUGUACUCUGCAUGAUAUGA
This is a messenger RNA of Paramormyrops kingsleyae, 3691 nucleotides long. RefSeq names its product toll-like receptor 21 (gene tlr21). Gene Ontology annotation, molecular function: signaling receptor activity; protein binding. Lineage: Eukaryota; Metazoa; Chordata; Actinopteri; Osteoglossiformes; Mormyridae. Gene Ontology annotation, cellular component: plasma membrane. The record is from RefSeq and is a predicted model, not a curated record. Gene Ontology annotation, biological process: inflammatory response; toll-like receptor signaling pathway.